GACAGAAAGCGCGAUCAACUGGAUAUUUGACAUGAUGAAUACUCGAUCGCUUAGGCCAUACGGUCAUGGCGCUACCUGCAGGUUCCCGAGGACAUUGUGCAAAGCAUUUUGUCCAGUCAAGAAUCGGACAUGCCGUCUACCCUCCACGAUAGUCCUUGCUGCUAAAGGCUCAAAAAACACAGCUUCCAAGGGCUUCGGUGCCCCAAAGCAACAGCCCGCUAAGGGAAUUGCUUCAGAUGCAGUUUGCCCUUGUGGCAGCGGAGCUGUGUACGAGGCCUGCUGCCUGCCGUACCACCAGGGCCCUGCCGUACCUCCCACGCCGGAGGCCCUCCUCCGCUCUCGCUACAGCGCUUACGUGGCUAAGGAGCCUGCGUUCAUCGCCGACACCACCCACCCUGACUCCCCUGAGUACACAGGCUCCCGGGCCUCCUACAUGGGCACCGUCAAGCAGACCAUGAGGCGACUGGACCCCUUACAGCUUACCCUGCUGGGCAGUGAACCGGGCACCAGCCAGGAUGAGGCGUUCAUUACCUUUAGGCUCAAGAGGAGGGUUCGGGAUCCGGAGGCCCCGAAGGGUGCUGCGGCCGAGGUUGACGAACUGACGGAGCGCAGCCGGUUCAUCCGCGUCAAGGCUCGCUGGAUGUACCUGGACAGCCAGUUUAUAGAGGAGGAGGAACAGGAGCAGCAGGGGAAGGAGAAAGACAAGAAGGCGGUCGUGACAGGGGCGGGAGAUGCUCAGCCCGGGGCACCGCCUAAGAAAAAGGGCCUCUUCAACUUGUUCUAGGAUUAUGACGGACUUGACAAGGCUCUGGGAACUGGCACCUGCACCCGUCUUAUUGCAUUUUUCUUCGCCGUUUCCGGUUGGGCAGGAAUGCGAGGUGCUGUUGUCCGUUGGAAAGUGCGACAUCCACGGCAGUCAAUUACGCUGUUGUACACGACGAAACAUAGAUUUCCACGGAGGCCACGAUAUGGCCAUUUUGCGAUCUCAAUCCAGGACUAGAAAGAAGAUAACGCGUCGUCCACCACCUCGGAUUUAUUUUGUUUUAUGUUCAUUUGUUUAUUUGCGCCCGGCGGCUGCACUCGCAACUUAAGGAAAGCAGAUGAGAGGGGAUGCGGAAACGUAGAUGGCGCUGUGCGGGAGCGUCGGGAACAGCAGCAGCCUCGACCCAACCAUAGGACUUACGUAAUAUUUUCUGGGGGGGGCUCUUCGGGUUCGGAACCUCCAAGGCCGCCUCUGCAAAGGUGUGUUUUGCCUGUGUCACUGGCAAAGCUAUGUGGAGAAGCACCCGCGCACACACUGUUUUGUUUUGUUAACCGG
This is a messenger RNA of Volvox carteri f. nagariensis, 1318 nucleotides long. RefSeq lists its product as uncharacterized. NCBI's taxonomy places the organism in Eukaryota, Viridiplantae, Chlorophyta, Chlorophyceae, Chlamydomonadales, Volvocaceae. The transcript is spliced from 3 exons. The coding region runs from base 32 to 784 and encodes 250 amino acids. The record is from RefSeq and is a predicted model, not a curated record.